UCAAACUCAAAAAGUCAUAAAAUGAAGUAAAAGAAAUAAAGACUUGAGAGUCAAUAAUCAAUACCCAUUUGUUUUUUGUUUUUUUCUUUUUUUAAGAUUCAAAGAAUCAUAGAAAAGGAGAUUGGUACAUGCGGUUUUGAGUCUCUGGAUUCCUUGAUCAAUCACCAAAAUUUUCUGCUUCUCUUAUGGCUGGACCAUCAUGGUUGGUUGAUGGGAAUAGAUUUGCAACGAAAAUCAAAAGUGCAGCAAAUCCUGAAAAGGUGAUAUGGCAGAGCAAUCCAUCUAAACCUUGCCCGAAAUGCCAACAUGUUAUUGACAACGCUGAUGUUACUCAACAGUGGCCUGGAUUACCCAAAGGUGUGAAAUUUGAUCCGACUGAUCAAGAAAUUAUUUGGCAUUUACUUGCAAAAGUUGGUGCAGGCGGUUUUGAACCUCACCCCUUUAUUAAUGAGUUCAUUCCUACUGUUAACAAGGAUGAUGGGAUCUGUUAUACCCAUCCUCAGAAUCUACCAGGUGUUAGGCAGGAUGGAAGUGUAUCUCACUUCUUUCACAGAGCAAUCAAGGCUUACAACACUGGGACUCGAAAGCGUCGAAAGAUUCAAGGCGAUGAUUUGGGUGAUGUCCGCUGGCACAAGACUGGAAGGAAUAAACCAGUGCUGUUGGAUGGAGUUCAGAGGGGUUGCAAGAAAAUUAUGGUACUGUACAUGAGCACAGUCAGAGGAGGCAAAGCUGAGAAAACAAAUUGGGUUAUGCAUCAAUAUCACUUGGGGACAGGUGAUGAUGAGAGGGAGGGGGAUUAUGUAGUUUCCAAGAUAUUUUAUCAGCAGCAACAUAUUAACAAGGGUGACAAAACUGAAGAUGAUUUGUUUGAAAAUAUUGAUCCUGUGAUUGCAAAAGUUGAUCCAGUCACACCAGUAUCUGUGACUCCUGAACCUCCAAGUAUUGAAAGGCGAUGUCCGGAUCUUGAUUUGGGUAAAGAGUCUACAAUUCCCAAUAUUUGCACAGACCACGCUCAGCAUCCUGGGAUGGAACAUGCAGAAAUCCAGGUGCAACCUGAACGUGAAAAUCCCUCUUAUGAUGAUCAAUUGAAGACAGAAAAUACUAAUGAGAUGAUGGAGAAUAAUGAUGACUGUGUUGAGGAAAAUCAGAAAUGGUGGGACAGUGAGUCACAAAAUCUGUUGGAUUCACAACAGCUCGUGGGAGCCCUAUCUUUGUGUGAUGAGUUCCUUCAAAGCCAAUCUCCUAACAGGUACGAAAGUGGGAAUGGGAGGGCCAACGGCAAGCCCUGCCUUGCUGAUUAUGCGCGGUUAGGACCGGAGGAUUUAAAGAAGGAUCUUGAGGAGUGCCAGAAUCUAGUACUUGAUCCGGCUAACAUAGAACUCGAUACACCUCCAGAUUUCAGAUUAAGUCAGCUUGAAUUUGGAUCACAAGAAAGCUUUAUUGCAUGGGGUGGUGGGAAGACGAUUGACUGAGCGACUUAAACUGGAUCAUGGCAGUAAAUAUCAUUUUGUGCAGCUCUUUUUCAUUACUUCGCCUGCUUUUGCUUUUGAAACUGAAUUAUUUUGAUGGAAACUCUAUCUGUGAUUCAGGAUGGCAAAGUAAUUGUGCUCACAAUCCAAGCUGUAAUUAAAGUUGUGCUUAUGCUAGAGAAUGUAUUAAGGUUGUAGAAGGCUUCAACCAACACUUAAGUCUUUUCACUGAUUUUGUAGUACUCUUGGUUCUACGGCAUAAUGCUAAUGGAUUUUAAGUGCAUUUUUCAAAAGAAAAAAAGAACACUUGAACAUCUGUUUGCAGUCA
Messenger RNA from Ricinus communis (castor bean), 1797 nucleotides. Its product is annotated as SUPPRESSOR OF GAMMA RESPONSE 1. Gene Ontology annotation, biological process: regulation of DNA-templated transcription. The transcript has 6 exons. Gene Ontology annotation, cellular component: nucleus. Gene Ontology annotation, molecular function: DNA-binding transcription factor activity; transcription cis-regulatory region binding. Bases 186 to 1472 code for a protein of 428 amino acids. NCBI's taxonomy places the organism in Eukaryota, Viridiplantae, Streptophyta, Magnoliopsida, Malpighiales, Euphorbiaceae. The record is from RefSeq and is a predicted model, not a curated record.